Molecule: messenger RNA, 1100 nt
Organism: Vigna angularis (adzuki bean)
Lineage: Eukaryota; Viridiplantae; Streptophyta; Magnoliopsida; Fabales; Fabaceae
Product: protein SODIUM POTASSIUM ROOT DEFECTIVE 2
Exons: 3
Coding region: 174-908 (244 amino acids)
Molecular function (GO): metal ion binding
Source: RefSeq, a predicted model, not a curated record
UGAUACCACUUUGGCAAAUUUUAAACCUUUCAGCUCUGAAACAAAAGAAACUAAAGUAAUCAAAUAUUAAAAAAUGAGUCCCUAUAUGGGACCUCAACUUCUCUCUCUAUAACUCCCUCUUCUUGGAAGGAGAAUCUCCGAACCACUAGUUUUCUGUGAGCAUUAUCUAAAAGAUGAAACGCAUGGAAAUCUUCUGUGCGUCUGAAGCCUCAACAGCCAUAUGCCUCAGCACGGAUCAAGCCUCAUGUUCAUCUUCUUCCAACACCAUUCUGCUUGGAGGCAGAGUCAUUGACCGCCACAACCCCAUUAUCAAUGACUCAAGAAGGAGCACUUCCAAAUCUCUCACUGCCCCAUGUUCCUCUUCUCACUCACCCAUCAACCCCAAGCCUUACCAUGAGCUCCACAAGCCCAACAAAAACUCUUGUUCCAAAACUCCAACCAAGGAACAUCAAAAUCACAAGAACAAAAACACCACCCAACAUCUCACCAACACUUCUAAACCAGUGACUUCGCUUAAGCCACCUUCUGCUUCAAUCACUCCUCAUGCUUCAACUAGAUCUUUGCUCGCUGCCUCCUCCUUAUUGGAUUCUUCUUCACAUUAUGAUCCUGUUUUUCAAGAUGAAAACAUUCCUGUUUCUAAACUUUCUAGCUCUUCCCAUCCAAAAUCUUGUUCCUCAGACCAGGUUGUGGUAUUGAGAGUAUCUCUGCAUUGCAAAGGCUGUGAAGGGAAAGUGAGGAAACAUCUCUCCAGAAUGCAAGGAGUUACUUCCUUCGACAUAGAUUUUGCUGCAAAGAAGGUGACAGUUGUUGGGGAUGUGACUCCAUUGAGUGUCUUGGCUAGCAUAUCGAAGGUGAAAAAUGCACAAUUAUGGCCAGCAACUGCAUCAGCUACUGUUGAAACUAAGUAAUAAAGAGGGAAGUAGAAUAUUCAUAUUCAUGUAUCCUUCACUCUGCAAUUUAAUUAUUGUAAAUGCAAAUGUUAGCAAGCUAGGAAAAACCAAGCUAGAAUUUUCGAGAAAAAUAAUGAAGUUGAACUUUUCUCUAAUUACAAAUAAAUUUCACAGUAUCUAUAUUUCAAGCCCAACAUUUAUUAUUUUGAA